Messenger RNA from Ruditapes philippinarum (Manila clam), 1236 nucleotides. Its product is annotated as leucine-rich repeat transmembrane neuronal protein 3-like. NCBI's taxonomy places the organism in Eukaryota, Metazoa, Mollusca, Bivalvia, Venerida, Veneridae. The transcript is spliced from 2 exons. Gene Ontology annotation, cellular component: voltage-gated potassium channel complex. Bases 1 to 1236 code for a protein of 411 amino acids. Gene Ontology annotation, molecular function: transmembrane transporter binding; voltage-gated potassium channel activity; potassium channel activator activity. The record is from RefSeq and is a predicted model, not a curated record.
AUGGCAAAUAGACCAGAAUUCUUCACUUUGAUGGUAUUUUCAAUUUCCAUUUUAUUGAAAACAGAAUCUUUUGUCCUUGAUACUGCAACAAUCAAAUGCCUUCCCAGAAGUCCCUCUUGUUCAUGUGGAACAUUCCAGACCUUUGAAAAUAACAAAGAAAUCCAGGCUAGUAAUAUUUACUGCGACGAGACUUCUGAUGUAUUUCCUGACUUCUCUGUGAUAUCUAAACCUGUGAUAAAUGGUUCCAGUUGGUAUAUAGGGCUCACGAAAAACAAUUUUACACAUAUACCAGGAGGCUUAUUUACCGGUCUCACACCUGUCAAUCUCAAUGAAACGUAUCUUUAUCUUGAUUUGAACGAAAAUCAUAUUUCAAAAAUCGAAAACAAUGCGUUUGUUGGGAUGGAAAACAUAUAUGUUGAAAUGGAUUUAUCAGACAAUAAUUUAUCAUCAAUGCCUUUAGCUUUUCUGGUUCUAAAACAACUUCGUGGAAUUUCCCUACAAUUUAAUCCCAUCAAAGUCAUCGAUCAUAUUGUUCUACAACACCUAGCCCCUACACUUACCUAUUAUGAAAUGGGCAUUGGUAACCUGUCGACAUGGCCCGCAGAUAUCUCUUCUUUUACUCAAGUGUUUGCUGUGACAUUGUUUGAUGUACAGCAGUACAAAUUUCCACAACGACCUUUCUACGGAUCUGAAAACAUGAUAAAAGGAAUGCAUAUUCAUGGGUCUGACCUGGAUACACUGCCGUGUGGCUUUACUGACCUUUCUGUAUUGGAUGUCUUAACCAUACAUCAAUCGCCAAACCUGAAUGCUACUGACCUUGUUGAAGUAUGCCGAAAGAAUUACACGUUGUCGUCCACCCUUCACGAAAUACAUCUUGUUGAAGGGGCACUUAAUGAGUUUCCGGACAUUCUUAAAUAUACACCGAUGCUAAAAAGGCUUAACUUAUAUAGCAAUAAGAUUCGGUAUGUGAACGAGGAUUUUAUUCCAAUGAACAAUGUAUUAACAGAUUUGAUGCUUUCGUAUAACAAUCUUCAAACUAUCCCAAACAGUUUUCUUCGAUUUAGACAUCUUCGCCACCUGAUUCUAGACAACAAUAACAUUGCUACUGUUUUACCUGAAUUGGAGCGUAUUUUUCAAAAUCCUUAUUCUAGACUCUGUUUAAGAGACAAUCCUAUCAAUGCAACAGCCCUUACAGUGAAAUGUUCGUUAUCACGAGAUUCCUGGGCACGUAACUGA